AUGUCAUCAAGAAUGCGACAUGUGAUUAGCAAUGAUAAUCCUGAAACUCUAGCAAUAUCACAAUUUUAUGCUAAUUAUUGUAAUCCAACAAAUACAGCAAUAACAGCAAUAGCAACAGCAACAGUAACAACAACAACAACAGCAACAACAACAAUUGCAGCAACAACAAAAGCAACAGCACCAACAACAGUAAUGACACCAACAACAGUAAUAGCACCAACAACAGCAGCAGCAGCGAUAACAAAAGGAAGAGCAGCGACAACAACAACAGUAGCAACAGCAAUAAUGACAACAACAACUGCUACAACAACGGCAAAAACAGUAACAAUGGUGACAAAAUCUGUAAUACCGACAGAAGUGACAACAGAACUGAGAAGUAAACAAUCCGAACCAUGCCUUUAUGGAAGAAAUCGAAGCAUUUUAGCGAAAACAUUGAAUUCGGCUAUUCAUCGUUUAUCACUUCCUGGAGUGUCGCAUCAUCCUGAAUUUCACUUUAUUACGCCGAUCGUUAAUCAUAAAAGAUUUACAAUAAAAAACAAUUCAUUUCCCGACCUUACGCAGAAAAUGGCGGAUGGCAAACACACAUUACAAAACAAUGAAUGUUCUAAACGAGUAACGGUAAUUGAUCGACCUGGUCAGGAUAAAAUCCAUUAUACCGGAGCUCGAAUAAAACAUCGAAUUGUCGAUGUAUUAAAGGAAUUUGUAAGUUUUUAUAAUUCAUUGAAUAUUCUCUUUUCAUGA
Cercopithifilaria johnstoni is the source of this 741-nucleotide messenger RNA. Lineage: Eukaryota; Metazoa; Nematoda; Chromadorea; Rhabditida; Onchocercidae. The record is from the annotation of a GenBank genome assembly.